Messenger RNA from Musa acuminata subsp. malaccensis (wild Malaysian banana), 839 nucleotides. RefSeq lists its product as uncharacterized. NCBI's taxonomy places the organism in Eukaryota, Viridiplantae, Streptophyta, Magnoliopsida, Zingiberales, Musaceae. The record is from RefSeq and is a predicted model, not a curated record.
UGCAUUUUGAUACCAAGUGUGUUGGAUUAUCGACAUGGAAGCAGUAGCGUUGGCAGUGGCUUUUCUGUUGGUCUCGGCGGCCGGCGCCGUCCAGUACGAGGCCACCAACAACGCGGCGGGCACCCCCGGCGGCACCCGCUUCGACAACGAGAUCGGGCUGGAGUACAGCAAGCAGGUGCUGGCCACCGCCUCCUCCUUCAUCUGGACCACCUUCGACCAGCAGUCGGAGGCCGACCGCAAGGACGUCUCGCUCAUCACCCUCAUCGUCGAGACCAUGGACGGCGUCGCCUACACCAGCAGCGACACCAUCCACCUCAGCGCCGACUACGUCGCCGGAUACAACGGCGACGUACGGACCGAGAUCGUGGGGGUGCUGUACCACGAGGACACGCACGUGUGGCAGUGGGACGGCCGCGGCGCCGCCAACGGGGGCCUCAUCGAGGGCAUCGCCGACUACGUGAGGCUGAAGGCCGGGUACGCGCCCAGCCACUGGGUUCAGCCCGGCGGCGGAGACCGGUGGGACCAGGGCUACGACGUCACGGCGCGGUUCCUCGACUACUGCAACGAUCUCAAGAGCGGCUUCGUGGCGCAGCUGAACGCCAAGAUGAAGGACGGAUACAGCGACGACUUCUUCGUCGACCUCUUGGGGAAGACUGUGGACCAGCUUUGGAGCGACUACAAGGCCAAGUACGGCGGCUGAGCUCCUCCACACAGACGCCUCCAUAAAUAGAUAGAUAUCCACAAAUAAAGGUUUGUGCGUCCUCCGUCGUCACUAUUGAGUAUAGACGACGACAUGUACUCUCUCAAUUUCCAAUAAAGACUUUUCACUAUUGGGACUA